AUGCAUCCAUGGGCAACAACAUACGGUUCCGGGCUUUCAAGCAGAGCCAAUAUUGGCCUGUGGGUUGUUCUAGCGGCUCAGGCACCAAUUAAUGCCCCUAAUUCAAACAGACGCGGCGGCGCGCACGAGAAUGGCUCAGCGAGGAAGAGGGCACCUGCGCAGAAGAGGGCGUUACGAGGAAGCCCUCAGGGCAUCGAAGUGGGCAAGGAAAAGGGCAGUGAUGACGGCACUGGAGCAGAAGAGGGCGAUGGCAUCGACAACGACAACAGCGAGGAGGGCAUGGGCGAGGAGGAGGAGGCAGACACGGUGACGGAAGAACUGGCCGAUAUCGCAGGGAUGAUGGAAAUUCGAAGGCAAGGAAGAAGGUGCCCAAAUUCUGGACAGCGUCCAGAUGGCGCACGCGGUCUAUUUGUGCAAGACAAACAGAGGCUGAGAAGCGGCUCAUGA
Molecule: messenger RNA, 447 nt
Organism: Sparassis crispa
Lineage: Eukaryota; Fungi; Basidiomycota; Agaricomycetes; Polyporales; Sparassidaceae
Exons: 2
Coding region: 1-447 (148 amino acids)
Source: RefSeq, a predicted model, not a curated record